AUGCAUGUUACUAAACAAUGGUCUCAUAGAAAAUUUGAAGCACCUCGUCAUGGUCAUUUAGGUUUUGGACCUCGUAAGAGAACCAGAUCUCAUCGUGGUCGUGUUAAGGCUUACCCCAAGGAUAACUCUAAGCUUCCUGUUCACUUGACUGCCUUCAUGGGUUACAAAGCUGGCAUGACACAUAUUGUUCGUGAUCUUGAACGUCCUGGAUCCAAGAUGCAUAAGAAAGAAAUUGUUGAAGCCGUUACUGUUAUCGAAUCUCCCCCUAUGGUCAUUGUUGGUAUGGUUGGCUAUGUUGAAACCCCUCGUGGUCUUCGUUCGUUAACCACCGUUUGGGCUGAACAUCUCUCUGAAGAAGCUAAGCGUCGAUUCUAUAAGAACUGGUACCGUUCCAAGAAGAAGGCCUUCACUAAAUAUGCUCAAAAGUAUGCUGAAGGCGCUAAAGACAUUGCUCGUGAAACUGAACGUAUCAAGAAAUACUGUUCUGUUGUCCGUGUCAUUGCUCAUACACAAAUCUCUAAAGCCAAACUUCAUCAACGCAAGGCUCACAUUAUGGAAAUUCAAUUAAAUGGUGGUUCUGUGGCAGAUAAAGUGGAAUGGGCACGUGAUCAUUUUGAAAAGGAGGUUAAUGUAGGUUCAGUGUUUGAACAAGAUGAGAUGAUUGAUAUUAUUGCAACCACUAAAGGUCAUGGUUUUGAAGGUGUUACACAUCGUUGGGGUACUAAGAAGUUACCUCGUAAGACACAUCGUGGUUUGCGUAAGGUUGCUUGUAUUGGUGCCUGGCAUCCUAGUAGAGUAAUGUACUCUGUUGCUCGUGCUGGUCAACGAGGUUAUCACCGUCGUACUGAAAUUAAUAAAAAGAUUUACCGUAUUGCUCAUGGUGCUGAUGCCAAGUCAGGUACUACUGAAUAUGACUUGACUGAGAAGCCUAUCACUCCUAUGGGUGGCUUCCCUCAUUAUGGUAUUGUAAAUGAAGACUUUGUGAUGAUCAAGGGUUGUUGUGCUGGUGCCAAGAAACGUGUUAUCACUCUUCGUAAGUCCCUUACCGUUCACACUAAGCGUUCUGCUCUCGAAAAGGUGUCUCUUAAAUUCAUCGAUACCUCUUCCAAGUUUGGUCAUGGUCGUUUCCAAACUGCUGCCGAAAAGCAUCAAUUUAUGGGUACUCUUAAGAAAGAUCUCUAA
Molecule: messenger RNA, 1182 nt
Organism: Cokeromyces recurvatus
Lineage: Eukaryota; Fungi; Mucoromycota; Mucoromycetes; Mucorales; Mucoraceae
Product: 60S ribosomal protein L3
Exons: 3
Coding region: 1-1182 (393 amino acids)
Biological process (GO): translation; ribosomal large subunit assembly
Cellular component (GO): cytosolic large ribosomal subunit; ribosome
Molecular function (GO): RNA binding; structural constituent of ribosome
Source: RefSeq, a predicted model, not a curated record